AAAAAAUUUUAAACAAGACCCAAAAAUCCAUAGAAGAACAAACACCGUAAUUUUCCCAACCUUAAAUAUUUUUAUUUAUAAAAUAAUUAAUAAUGUUAAGUACAAUAGUAGAGAUGCGGGGACAACGCGGAAGAGAGGCGGAUAGUCAACCUGGAGGAGUCAGUGGUCAGCGCGAAGAAGAUUAACGCCAUUCCUAUCGUUCUUAGACACUAAAAUUGUUUGUGCUGUAUAUGUUAUUUUAUACUUUUAUCCCCAAUUUUUGGGUUUACUCUAGGGUUCUGAAUGUGAUUUAUAAAUCAGAGGCAGUUGCGUAUUAUUCGGCUAGUCAAUGAUGGUAAAGGAGACGGAAUACUACGACGUUCUAGGGGUCAGUCCAACGGCUACAGAGUCCGAGAUCAAGAAAGCUUACUACAUCAAGGCUCGGAAAGUACACCCAGAUAAAAACCCCAAUGAUCCUCUUGCUGCACAAAAUUUUCAGG
Messenger RNA from Mangifera indica (mango), 479 nucleotides. RefSeq names its product chaperone protein dnaJ 10-like. The record is from RefSeq and is a predicted model, not a curated record. Lineage: Eukaryota; Viridiplantae; Streptophyta; Magnoliopsida; Sapindales; Anacardiaceae.